This is a messenger RNA of Asparagus officinalis (garden asparagus), 1837 nucleotides long. Its product is annotated as acyl-coenzyme A oxidase 3, peroxisomal-like. The record is from RefSeq and is a predicted model, not a curated record. Gene Ontology annotation, cellular component: peroxisome. The transcript has 12 exons. Bases 16 to 1596 code for a protein of 526 amino acids. Gene Ontology annotation, molecular function: FAD binding; acyl-CoA oxidase activity; fatty acid binding. NCBI's taxonomy places the organism in Eukaryota, Viridiplantae, Streptophyta, Magnoliopsida, Asparagales, Asparagaceae. Gene Ontology annotation, biological process: fatty acid beta-oxidation using acyl-CoA oxidase; lipid homeostasis.
UACUUAAGUUUUCUUAUGAAUUUCAGGGGUGGUGCAAUUAAAUUUUUGGGCACACAGCGACAUUAUGACAAGUGGCUGAAAGACACUGAAAGGUAUCUAGUCAAAGGUUGCUUUGCAAUGACAGAAUUGGGGCAUGGCAGCGAUAUACGGAGAAUGGAGACGACUGCCACAUAUGACAAAGAGACCGGAGAAUUUGUCAUUAACACUCCCUGUGAAUCAGCUCAAAAAUACUGGGUUGGUGGUUCUGCUAAUAAUGCUACACACGCAAUACUCUUCUCUCUACUCUACAUAAAUGGGACGAAUGAAGGAGUGCAUGCAUUUAUAGCUCAGAUUAGAGAUGCUGAUGGAAAUAUAUGCCCCAAUGUACACAUAGCUGAUUGUGGUCAUAAGAUUGGAUUGAAUGGAAAUGAUAAUGGACGUAUUUGGUUUGACAAUCUGCGAGUGCCCCAAGAGAACUUGCUGAACUCAGUUGCUGAUGUACUGUCCGAUGGGAAAUAUGUGAGCGCAAUAAAAAACCCAGAACAGAGAUUUGCGGCUUUCAUGGCUCCCCUAACAUCUGGUCGUGUAGAUGUUGCAUCCACUGCAAUUUAUUCAUCAAAGCAAGGUUUAGCUAUAGCUGUGAGAUAUGCACUCACAAGACGAGCUUUCUCUAUUACACCAGACGGUCAAGAGGUUCUGCUGCUUGAUUAUCCUAGUCAUCAGCGGCGUCUUCUGCCCCUUGUUGCAAAAACAUGUGCAAUGAGCUGUGCUAUCAACUUCUUGAAGAAGAGUUAUGCGAAGAGGACCCCAGAAACUAACAAAAUCAUGCAUGUCUAUUCAAGUGCUCUUAAAGCUACACUGACUUGGCAUAACAUGAGAACAUUACAGGAAUGUUGUGAGGCUUGUGGAGGGCAAGGGAUCAAGACGGAGAAUCGUAUUGGGAUUUUGAAAGGUGAAUUUGAUGUACAAUCGACCUUAGAGGGAGACAAUAAUUUACUGAUGCAACAGGUAAGCAAAGCACUUCUCGCUGAAUAUAUAGCAGCUCAGAGGAAGAAGUCGCCAUUUAAAGUAUUGGGAUUGGAACACAUGAAUGAUCCCUGCCCUAUAAUCUCAGAUAAUUUAACAGGCUGUAGUCUUAGGAGCAUCAAGUUCCAGACUGAUGUUUUCUACUUGAGAGAACGACAUCUGUUGAGACGCUUUGCUGCAGAAAUUCCCCAAUAUCAAGCUCAGGGAGAAAGUAAAGAGAAAGCCAUCCUCCUGAGUUAUCGACUUGGCGAGGAGUUAGCUAGAGCCUUUACAGAGCGGACUAUAUUGCAAACUAUCAUAGAGGCAGAAAUAUUGUCUUCUGACCCAUUGAAGGAUGUGUUGGGAUUGUUAAGGUCCAUGUAUGCCUUGAUUUCUAUCGAAGAGGACUCAUCCUUCCUUCAGUAUGGGAUACUGUCACCUAGCAACUUUGCUGCAGCAAAAAAAGAAGUGAUGAAGUUGUGCAGCGAUCUGAGACCCCAUGCUCUAGGCAUUGUCAGCUCCUUCGGCAUCCCUGAUUCUUUCUUAAGCCCCAUAGCUUUCGAUUGGGUUGAAGCCAAUUCAUGGGGCUCACCCAACUCAGGAAAUUGCUAAUCCCUCAAUUGUGACGCGAUAAGGUUUCCAUCAAUAAUCUGCUUGAUUUAUUGAAUUCCAAGAGAUCUCUCUGUAAAAAUGUAUUAUAACAACACUCAAAAUUUCAUCCUAUGUUUGGGAAGGAGUUCUGGACGAUUGCUUGUUGUAAUGUGGAGUACAAAUGUAUUUCAAAUAUUCUCACUAAUAAGCUGAAGGAUUUGUUGAAAUAAGUAGUAGGCCUCAACCAAGGUGCUUUUGUAAA